CGACAAGCGAAGGGGACUGACUGGCAAAGCUUGGCCUACGUACAAACAGUCGACCAAUCGCUGGAGAUAUCUGGACCCGCUCUGCUGGUAUUAUCCGGCUACCGUCCGCAACCGACCGAUUCCACCCUCCUUUUCUGCUCUCGCUCUCUCGACUCUCCUCUCGCGCUCUUUAUCCUCUCGUGUGAACUCGCGACAGUUCAAAUACACGCGACCCUCGAACAUCCUUUCUCUCAGCCGCCAGCUCUCUCGCCCCCUUGCCUCCCUCCUCCAUCUACUAUCGCCAGCCAUGAUCCAAAUGACAAACUCCCGCCGUGGCAGCUCUGCCGUCGCCCCGCGCAGACAGUCCACUUCGUCUUCCGCAGGACAGUCUUGGGGCACCUGGUACAACCAUCGGUUCUAUACUCUCGAGAUAGUUCAGCAGCCCAUCAGGGCCCGUAUGUGUGGAUUUGGUGAUAAAGAUCGGCGACCGCUUGCGCCAGCCGUAGUAGCCAAGAUGGUCGUCAGAAACGAAGACGACUCUCUAGUCGAAGAAGAGUUCGUCUCUCCACCCUCCUCUUGGCUCCUGCCGCCACUCGUAUCACAUCAUCCUGACCCCACCACCAGCGACAUAGACACCUCCUUCUUCAUAGCCACCGCAGACCUCUGGGACUCAGACGGCCACCGCGAAAUGAACCUCGUCCUCCACCCGACCUCAUCCGACCGCUACGUCGCCACCCAACCGCCAAAACGACGUCGGGGGACAAACUCAAGCUCGGGCCCGUCCUUCCACUCCCCCGGCGAACCCCCCAACACCGGCCCUCCCCCGCUCCUCUCUUCGCCCGACAAUCCCCCAUACGACCCCCCACACAGCGGCUUCACGCCCCUCGCCCCCGCCCCUCCCAGUCCAGGCUUCAACACCCCACUCUUCACAUUCCCACAACCGCGCCACCCACCCUCCAUCCUCCCCUCGCACCACUCCCACUCCCACUCCCACUCCCAAUCACAAACCCUGUCCUUCCAGCCCAUCCAGCCAUACAACCCCAUCCCGUCCCCGCCAAGCUGGGGCUACCAACCUCCCUACUCUCCCGUGCCAUCCAUCUCCCGCACCGCCAUGGCCGCCAAUUCGCUUGGAUCCCACGCGUGGCAGCACUCUGAGACGUCGAGUCCUGUCGAGCCGGGGAAUUCGUAUCGGUCUUGGGGCGCACCACCACCGCCUCUACAACCUCUCCAACCUAGUACACACAAUCAUAAUCAUAAUCCGAAUCCGAAUCCGAAUCCGGCACCGAUGUACGGACAAAUCACGCUCGAGCCCGCUCCGGUGCCCGUUUCGUUGACGGGUAAUCCAGCUGCUGUCGCGGCUGCUGCUGCAGUUGUGGCGAUGGAACCGACGUAUAGGAGAGCGCCGUCACCGCUGCGAUAUGUCGAUUUACCGGCGCAUGAGGAGACGUCUUCGUCUUCUGGGCAUGGAGGGAGGGGUGGUGGGGUGGCGGAAGUGUAUGGGCAGGGAGGUGGACGGGGACGUGGGAGUCCGAAUACGGGUGGCGCGACUUCGCAGGCUGACUCACCUGAGGACCAACAACAUUCCCAGUCCCAACAGGGAACGCAGCAGCAUUCGAUGUAUGCAUCGGCGUCUUAUGGCCAAUGGGCACCCCGACAACAUUCUUCUUCCAUCAGCGGCCCUUCUUCUUCCUCCGGCAUCGGUCCUUCUUCCGGUUCGGCACCAGGUAUGGGAGGAGGAGGAGGAGGAGGUGGGCCAAACGACUCGAGUUCGACGAUCCCGCCCCUGCCGCGGCAUACUUACACCCGGACGUUGGUGGGUUUGUUGACUGCGAAUGCGUCGAGGUUGCAGGAUGAGCAUCGGAAGCCGGGGGUGUUCUUUUUGUUUCAGGAUUUGAGCAUAAGGACGGAAGGUCCUUUCCGGCUUCGUCUUCGCUUGAUGAAUAUCGGAGCUGGCCUGCCAGGCUCAGAGAACGCCGCGCAGGACGGCGCGUUGCAUGUGCAUACGGACGUGUCGCCCGUGCUCGCGCAGGUGUUCACGGAUAAGUUUGAUGUGUAUAGUGCGAAGAGGUUCCCUGGUGUGCCCGAUACGACGGCUCUGUCUAUAUCCUUUGGCAAUCAGGGCCAAAAACUCCCACUGAGGAACCGUCACGGGUCGAGUAAACGCCGUCGUGGACGUGGGAACGACGGGUCGGACGACGAUUCGUCGGAUGGUUGAUGCUCGACUGACCGAUUGACCGAUCGACGUGGACUAUUUUAUUCUUUUUCUUGUCUGCCCUUUUCUCUUCAUCUCCUCUCAUGCGUGCCUUUCUCUCGUGCCGUGCUAUUUUUUCGUCUCUGUCUCUGUCUCUCACUCUUACCAUGCCCAUUGUCCUAUCCUGUCCUCUGUCCCCUCCUGUCCCUGUCCUCCUGUCAUACUCUGUCGUCUUAGUGUCUACUGUGCGGUCAAGUCUCCCUUUUUUUGUGCUCUGCCAGUGCCUAUGUCCUCUCCUUUUUUUUCCAGUUCUGCUGUCUUCCGUGUGUCUCGCCUCAGACUCGAUCUGACUGAUCUAUCUCGUUUCGUUUUCACUCCUACGUACUUCCCAUUUUCGUUACUGACCUACCUACUCAACAUCUACCUUUAACCGCCAACCCACCGACCUACCCACUCAUCAUCCCUCAGCCAAUCUCCACCUAUUUACCUACCUAC
Molecule: messenger RNA, 2665 nt
Organism: Stereum hirsutum FP-91666 SS1
Lineage: Eukaryota; Fungi; Basidiomycota; Agaricomycetes; Russulales; Stereaceae
Exons: 8
Coding region: 287-2194 (635 amino acids)
Source: RefSeq, a predicted model, not a curated record